AUGUUCGUGAUUGAACUGAUCUCGAGUUACAGUGGUCGAUCUGGUGAUGAUACUAACAACAAUGUGCGGUUGGUCACAUCCAAGAGAACUUACAACGUCAAAAUUAGUGAUUUUGCAUUUUAUUCGCUGAAGAUUCGAAAGCUGGCCGAAAUGGACAGAGUACCACAGAAGAUAAAUUUGUCACCAUACGAUGAUGUGGCCGUAAGAACAUUGGUAAACUACAUAAAAGGAGAUGAUCAAAGCAAUAUCGAUAUAUCGUUCUACGCAUUGGCCGAUCUUCUCGAUUUGGCGCGAUCACUCUUCAUCAUCAAUCUGUUGCGACAACUCGAGAACGCAUUGGUUGGUGUCGCAUCUCAAAACACUGCCGGCUUACUUCAAGCGCUGAUAAUCGUUGGUAAGGAACGUCUCAUCAGUGGAGGUUUACUGUCGCGUCGUAAGAUCGAGACGAUCGCCGCAUCGCAAUUUCCUCAAUUGGCACAACAUCGUAAUAUCGGCCAAAUCCCGGCGAUCAUCUUCGCGAACGUGAUAGCCAGAUGUGAUCUGAAUGUGAAGUCGGAGAUGGAGGUGGUCGAUGCGGGACUGAAAUGGAUUUGGCGACAGAAGAAUCGUUUAGCAGCCACUCAGUUGGUCUUCUCGCGAAUUCGUACGGCAUUCUUGUCGCCCGGUGACAAGUCAACGAUACGACAACGUGUCAAAUCACUUCCGGAUGGUGAAAAGGUCAUUCGAUUCGUUCAUUCUACAACAAACAAAAACCGACAAAUCACAAUUUACUUCAAAAUUUCAAGUAUAAACCGUGCUGAUUGCUCAACUUUGAUCAGCAGUACGACUUCAAGUAGUUUUAUCAGAGUUCCUCUAGUCGAUGGCAGCGUUCUUGGGCAAAUGAAGGUUUUCCAGGUGCUACCGUUAGUGGCAUCAAUGUUGUCCAGUUCAAACUGUCGACGAUGUUGCAUGAACAAAGAACACGUAGAUGUGCAUUGCAUUCGCUGUGGUGUACCUCAGCCAUCCGAUGACAAUAAAGUCAACUUUGAUAAACUACCUCUGUAA
Messenger RNA from Anisakis simplex (herring worm), 1044 nucleotides. The record is from the annotation of a GenBank genome assembly. Lineage: Eukaryota; Metazoa; Nematoda; Chromadorea; Rhabditida; Anisakidae.